AUGGACGGAGCUCAUGGUAUGGCGUACAUCGCGCCAUCGCCUUCGCGUCCCAGGCCCUAUCACAGAAUCACAUCUUCCCCGGGUGAGCUGGCUCUGAUCCACGAGGCAGAGCGCAACAUUCAGCACAUGCUUGUGUGGAAUUAUUACAGGCGUGAUGCAGCAUGGAGAAUCAUGGAGAUGAAAGCCGAAGGAACCAACCUCAACUGCUACGACUCACUCCUUGUCAAUUCAAAAGGACGUCGCUUUUGCCGGCAUCCAGAUUACAAGACGCUGAAUGGGCUGACACUGGACGAGACCGGCUGCGCAAUCGAAGAGGGAAAUGAUGGUAUUCCGUGCACCCCCACUGAUACUGACUUUGAGAUUAUCAACACUCAUGGGAGGCCGUGGAUCAUGCUGAAUGUGUUGAACGUCGCAUUUGAGCACGCGCUCAAGUUCACAAUUGAUGACCACAAGAUGUGGGUGGUCGCUAAUGAUGGGGGCUUUGUUGAGCCUCAGCUGGUAGAUCUCGACCAGGAGGGUGCUGAUUACGCCAUGCGUUUCGUUUCAGCGAGCACGCAUCAGAACCUCCUUGGGAUAUCUAUUCUCAGAUAUCCAGCCCUGCGUUAUCCGCCACAUGGUGCGCCAAUGCCUGUUCCUAGCCCACUCAGUGGCUCUCAACCAUGCGUGGAACCUGAUGGCACAAUGAUCUCUUCGUGCAAUACGACUGAUGUCGAAUCUCUGGCACCAUAUCCCCCUUCGGCACCCCCGCCAUCCAACAAGACGUUGCACUUCAAGAUCGACUCUCACCCAUCCAAGUAUGAGAAGCAUAUCACUGAAUACGUCCUUAACCAAAAGCCAUUUCAGCUGUACAGGGCACAGAUGGCACCUGCCUUGUUUGUCGAGGACGUGUCCCAUGUCGGUCCACCCGUUGUAGGGGACUUGCCAUGGGGGACAACGGUGGACGUGAUCGUACAGAACACAGCCAACGAGACGAUCCCACUCUACAAGCACGGCGAUCCAACGGCCCUGCUUGGCUCGCGCCCUAAUGAAACAUGGGACUGGCAGACUGUGGGGGAUGCUAUCAAGGCUGGGGUCAAGCUGAACCUGAAAACCCCGGCUUAUCAGUUGGUCCACGAGGUUCCACCAUUGGGCUGGGCUGUACUUCGGUGGCAGAUCCUGGUUCGUGGAGCCACAAUGAUGCAUGCCGCGAAGUUUAAGUAUUACGCUCUGGGCAUGGCUGCGCCGUUGCUUGAAGGCAUGGACAACAAUACCCACGCCGAGAUCCCUGACGAUGCUCGAAAUCUCCCUCAUGUGGAAUUCGAGCCCAAGAAUGAUGGCAUCUUUGGUUGA
Messenger RNA from Diaporthe batatas, 1329 nucleotides. RefSeq lists its product as uncharacterized. NCBI's taxonomy places the organism in Eukaryota, Fungi, Ascomycota, Sordariomycetes, Diaporthales, Diaporthaceae. The transcript is spliced from 5 exons. Bases 1 to 1329 code for a protein of 442 amino acids. The record is from RefSeq and is a predicted model, not a curated record. Gene Ontology annotation, molecular function: copper ion binding; oxidoreductase activity.